AUGUUUUCUAAACGGAUGUUAACUACGGCACUUGCCGUGCAGGCAUGUGCUGCGGCUGUUUUGAAUGAUCGAAGUGAUGAGGCCCAAUGUACAAAGACAACGGUCGCUAUUCUUGGAGGUGGAAUGGCUGGUGUUGCUGCCGCGCAAGCUCUCUCAAAUUCUUCUAUUCAUGACUUCGUCAUCAUAGAGUACCAAGAUCAACUUGGAGGACGAGUCCACCAUACAACCUUUGGGAAGGACAAAAACGGCGACCCAUACACCGUUGAGCUGGGAGCUAACUGGGUACAAGGAUUGGGGUCACCCGGAGGUCCAGAGAAUCCUAUUUGGACGUUUGCAAAGAAGUGGGACUUGAACAACACAUACUCGAAUUACAGCUCCAUCCUGACUUACAAUGAAACUGGGUAUACGGAUUACUCUGAUGUUCUAGACGAAUAUGAGAACAAGUUUGAUGCCACCUCAGAACUUGCCGGUACUGUUCUUCGAGAGAAUUACCAGGACAUGACAGUUCGGUCUGGUCUCUCCGUGACGGGCUGGAAGCCCAAGCGAGAUGACAUGACGGCUCAAGCUGUCGAGUGGUGGGAAUGGGAUUGGGAAGAUGCCUACUCUCCAGAACAGAGUUCGCUCGUCUUCGGCGUCGCUGGCGGUAACCUUACCUUCAACCAGUAUAGCGACGAAAACAACUAUGUCUGGGACCAGCGCGGCUUCAGCCGCAUAAUCACAGGCGAAGCAUCUACCUUCUUAAAGAAGAACGACCCCCGUCUACACCUAAACUCCCGCAUAACCAAAAUAAAAUACUCCGACGACGGCGUAACAAUUUACAAAGACGACGGUAGCUGCGUCUCAGCUGCCUACGCAGUCUGCACAUUCUCCCUAGGAGUCCUACAAAGCGACACCGUCUCAUUCACCCCUGACCUCCCAGAUUGGAAAAAGACUUCAAUUGCCAAAUUCAACAUGGGAACAUACACUAAGAUCUUCCUCCAAUUCAACGAGACAUUCUGGCCCAAAGACACACAGUACUUCCUCUACGCCUCACCAACAACCCGAGGCUACUACCCUGUCUGGCAAUCACUUUCCACGCCAGGAUUCAUACCCGACUCAAACAUUAUCUUCGUAACAGUCGUCAGUGACCAGGCCUAUCGCGCAGAGAGACAGACAGACGAACAAACAAAAGAAGAAGUACUACAGGUUCUGCGCGAGAUGUAUCCCAACAUUACCAUUCCUGAACCAACAGCUUUCAUGUAUCCUCGCUGGAGCACGACACCAUGGGCGUAUGGAAGCUACUCAAACUGGCCUGCAUCUACAUCGUUAGAGAUGCAUGAGAACUUCCGCGCGAAUGUUGACCGGCUCUGGUUCGCGGGUGAAGCUACAAGCGCACAGUAUUUUGGUUUUCUGCACGGUGCCUGGUUCGAGGGUCGAAAUGCUGGAGAACAAAUCGCUGCUUUGUUAAAGGAUGAGUGUGCUAAUGUUACCGAUACGAGUGAUGCCUGUGGUAACCUUCGCCAUUAUGAAACGCUGUACGGAUCAUCACCUCUUGCAGAUUAUAGCGUGUUUGACGGAUGGUCCGUUAGCAGCUUUUACUCGAGCAGUUGA
Messenger RNA from Penicillium angulare, 1590 nucleotides. RefSeq lists its product as uncharacterized. Gene Ontology annotation, molecular function: oxidoreductase activity. The record is from RefSeq and is a predicted model, not a curated record. The coding region runs from base 1 to 1590 and encodes 529 amino acids. The transcript has 6 exons. NCBI's taxonomy places the organism in Eukaryota, Fungi, Ascomycota, Eurotiomycetes, Eurotiales, Aspergillaceae.